Molecule: messenger RNA, 1696 nt
Organism: Sinocyclocheilus grahami
Lineage: Eukaryota; Metazoa; Chordata; Actinopteri; Cypriniformes; Cyprinidae
Product: voltage-dependent anion-selective channel protein 2-like
Exons: 10
Coding region: 100-1101 (333 amino acids)
Biological process (GO): monoatomic anion transmembrane transport
Cellular component (GO): mitochondrial outer membrane
Molecular function (GO): voltage-gated monoatomic anion channel activity
Source: RefSeq, a predicted model, not a curated record
AAAGGCUGCAGAUUGCGCAUGCGCGGUUGGCGACGCGUCUGUUCCCCUUCAGUCUGUCCUUUCGCGCUGCACUGAAACAUCGACACGGCAAACACGAUCAUGUCUGAGAAAGGACAGACGCAGAAAGGAAGCAGUGAGAGCUGCCAUCACUGCAAGCCAAAGACAUGCGCAAACAUGGCCGCCCCCCCUGCGUACGCUGACCUCGGCAAAUCUGCCAAAGAUAUCUUCAGCAAAGGAUAUGGUACACAGUGUGCUGUGGUUGAUGGUGUGUGUUUGAUUGUGAUCUCUGACCCCAGAUCAUGUCUGAGAAAGGACAGACGCAGAAAGGAAGCAGUGAGAGCUGCCAUCACUGCAAGCCAAAGACAUGCGUUCUCCUCCGGCGGCUCCAGUAACACAGACACCGGAAAGGCGGCUGGAAACCUGGAGACCAAGUACAAAGUGAAGGAUCUGGGCUUGACUUUGAACCAGAAGUGGAACACAGAUAAUGUUCUGACCACUGAAGUGACUCUGGAAGAUCAGCUGGCCAAAGGUCUGAAGCUGGGACUGGACACUUCAUUUGUGCCCAACACUGGGAAGAAGAGCGGUAAGCUGAAGACGGGCUAUAAGCGUGAUUACAUGAAUGUGGGCUGUGAUAUAGAUUUCGACCUGGCUGGACCGACGAUUCACGCCGCAGCCGUUCUGGGUUAUGAGGGCUGGCUGGCUGGGUAUCAGAUGGCCUUCGACACGGCCAAGUCCAAACUGGCCCAGAACAACUUCGCUUUGGGCUACAAGGCAGGAGACUUCCAGCUACACACCAAUGUUAAUGAUGGCACAGAGUUCGGCGGCUCCAUCUAUCAGAAGGUGAACGGUCAGUUGGAGACGGCGGUCAAUCUGGCCUGGACCGCAGGCAGUAACAACACACGCUUUGGCAUCGCUGCUAAAUACCAGCUAGAUAAAGACUCCUCCAUCUCUGCCAAAGUCAACAACGCUAGUCUGGUUGGAGUAGGAUACACACAGAGCCUCCGGCCAGGUGUGAAACUCACUCUGUCCGCUCUGAUCGACGCUAAGAACUUCAACGCCGGAGGACAUAAGGUGGGCAUGGGCUUCGAGCUGGAGGUGUAACCACACAGAGACGCACUGAUGGGAAGUAAAGAAACACAGGGAGCUGACGGCACGACUUCAGCCCCUGCAGAAACACACGUCACCCUUUCCCCCCGUAAUUCCUCCUAAACUAAUCUGGCCUUAAAACCCCUGUAGAACCAAUAAGAACCAGGAUCAGUGAUUCCUGGCCACACCAAUCCUCCAUCACCAGCUCACUAUUAGACAACAGCUUCCUCUUGGUCAACAUAUCAUAGCGCUUUUAAUGUUACACACGUGGCACCAUAUCAUUUCUUUUUUUAACUAGAUAAAUACUGAGUUUCUGGUUUCUGAGCAGUCACAGAGGAUCUGAUGUGUACGUUGUGCUUUUAGUUCAUGGGUUUAAUGAUAAAUCAGAAACGCAUCUCUAAAUGUCAAGCCCCUCACUUUUGCCCACAUUGCCAAAUGCACAAUGUUUUAUCACAGGUUUGUUGUCUGUGUUUGUGGGCUGGAAUUAUUAGAGGACGGUCCAUGAGUUUUUUUGUUUUUAUCCCCAUAAAAAAAGUGAUUUAUGUUGAAAGCAGAGGACUAGAAGGAGAACUGAUGUUGUGGAACUCAAUAAAGAGGAAUGUUGACUGAA